UGUAAUGCCAAAUUGCCAACAAGGUAGGGACCUCAACCUUUCUUCUUCCUAUAUAAACACCUUCUUUCUUCAACCUUCCUCCCCCCUUCAAUUCUUCUCUUCAUCUUCCUAAAUUUGAUUUAUUCUUCUUCAGGUUUGAAGCCAUGCAGCCUAGUGAUGUUUCAGGUCUCCAUUAUCUUCUUUCUUCAAACCUCUCUCCGUAUUCACCUCAUUUUACCAUGCCUAAUCAGAAUUACAACACACCCACUUGCCAGUUCAACAAUUUCUUGAAUCCGCUGUUAAAUUUUCAUUUCUCUCCUCAAAUCCAGGAAUUCAGCACCCAGCAGUCUUCUUCUUUCAGCAACAACUCAACUUCUGAUGAAGCCGACGAGCAACAACUGAGUCUCAUCAAGGAGAGGAAGCAGCGGCGGAUGAUAUCAAAUAGAGAGUCUGCAAGACGAUCACGCAUGCGCAAACAGAAACACCUGGACGAGCUGUGGGCGCAGGUCGUCUGGCUCAGGAACGAGAAGCAUCAGCUGCUCGACAAGCUGAACCGUAUUUCUCAGAACCAUGACCGGGUCCUGAAAGAAAACGCGCAGCUCAAAGAGGAAGCCAUACAGCUUCAGCAACUUCUCACCGCCAUGCAACUUAAAAGCCCUUUCUCCAGCUUGACAGAUUUGGAAGACAUUCAGUGCAACACAGCUUUGCUAAACUAAGAUAGAGUUCAUGGCGAUGAUAACAUUUUUGUCUUUUACCUUUUUUUUUUUUUUUUCUGGGUUCCCCUCUUGAAGCUUGUAUGAGAUGAUGAUGAAGAUGAUAUAAAUAUGGCAAUAAAAUUAACAAUUUCUCUCA
Mangifera indica (mango) is the source of this 831-nucleotide messenger RNA. Its product is annotated as basic leucine zipper 43-like. The record is from RefSeq and is a predicted model, not a curated record. The coding region runs from base 144 to 695 and encodes 183 amino acids. Gene Ontology annotation, molecular function: DNA-binding transcription factor activity. The transcript has a single exon. NCBI's taxonomy places the organism in Eukaryota, Viridiplantae, Streptophyta, Magnoliopsida, Sapindales, Anacardiaceae. Gene Ontology annotation, biological process: regulation of DNA-templated transcription.